This is a messenger RNA of Haemorhous mexicanus (house finch), 1755 nucleotides long. RefSeq names its product microtubule nucleation factor SSNA1-like. Gene Ontology annotation, cellular component: centrosome; ciliary basal body. The coding region runs from base 185 to 529 and encodes 114 amino acids. The transcript is spliced from 2 exons. NCBI's taxonomy places the organism in Eukaryota, Metazoa, Chordata, Aves, Passeriformes, Fringillidae. The record is from RefSeq and is a predicted model, not a curated record.
CGUUCGGAAGCGCUCGGGUAUUUCCGUGACCCCUCACAGGCCGGCGCGGUCGUUGGCGGGCGCACGGCGCCGGUUAGCGGAGGGCAGCGCGGCCUCGCUGGCAGAGCCGCUCCCUCGGUGGGGAGGAAUCGCGAUCCUGCCAGAAGGCCGUUGCUUAAAGGGGACUUCAGGGAGUGAGUGCAGGAUGACUCAGCAGGGAGCUGUUCUUCAGGGUUACAAUAAUGAACUAGUGAAAUGCAUUGAAGAUUUAUGUAUGCAAAAAGAAGAACUGAACAAACAAAUCCAGCAAGCAGAAGAGGAAAAGAAUAAACUCCAGCAUGAAAUCCAAGUCCUCAGUGAACAGCUGGAGUUUGUAUGUGAAAACCUGGCCCAAAAAGUGGCUUCACGGAAUGAACUUGAUAAAAUUCUUGCUGAAACAGAAGCUGCUUACAUGAAGAUUUUGGAUAGCUCUAGAACUUUACUUAAUGUCCUGAAGAAGGAAGUGGGAAGUUUAAAGCAUUCACCAGAUCUGAAAACCAAUGUAACGUGAAACAGUCAAAUGUUUGGACUCUGCAGUGCUAAAAUUCCACUAGGUGAGAAAUGUGGUCAGCCACAGAACCUUACAGCCACAGUAUAAGCAGAGAAGGAUUUUCUUCCAGUCUUUCUGUAUGUUUUAUUCUUUUCAAAUGCACUAGAAAAUAGAUUAAAUAAAGUUGCCGUUUUGCUUUAAAAAAAUCUUCUUAAUUGAACACUACAAAAAAUAGCAGAUAGGUAGUUGAGGUAGAUGGGAGACUCAGUUUUGACAUCAUUGUGCUUCAAGGCUUAGAAAGAAGGCAUGUUUUAUGAUGGCUUCAGGUGGCUCGCAGUAAAUGAUUCUUUGAAAACUAGUGGCUGCAAGUCAAUUAGAUGCUACUUCUUUUCACUUAACAAAUGCUUAGGCUUUACUGUUGGGACCAAGUAGAAAUGAGCUAUUUAGCUUCCUCUAGAAGCUUGGAGUUCUGUCUGAUGCAUGCACAGAGACAGCCCCAUUUACAGUAAUUGCCCACUUAAAUAAUAGAGGUAAGAAAUCAGGAGUAAUGCAGGGCAUGGAGGCUUAAAAUUUUGCACUGUAUGUGGUUCAUGUAUCUUCUGAGGCUAUUCUUCAAAGCCUUGUUUAGAAAGAAGGUGUGCUGCAGUGAAAGUCAGGUUCGGUGCAAGAGCAGACAGCAUCACCAUGAAGGCUUGGACCAGUAAUUCACUUGGGGGUAAAAAAAGGUGUCAAUAGCAACUAGAAGUCCUGAAAAACCACUGAGGUCCAGUUAAAAAUACAGAGGUAAAUACAAGAUCAAAGAAGAUCAUCCUGGCUAAAAGCCAGUAAUAGAAUGUCUGGAAGCCUUUUUAGUGCCUUUUAGCUCCAUACUGAUCUUUUAAAUAACUGUAAUAAGAUUGUGGAGAAUAAUGAACAUCCUGAAAUGUUGUGAAAGAAAUACAAAUGGAAGGUGAAAGAAGAAAAUGAGAAGUGGUUUACAGCUGUCAGCUAUUCUUAUAGAGGACAUUAAAAUAGAACUUAGUUUAGAGAUCAGGGAUGAUAUAACAAUAUGGCAUAAAUUUCAAUUGAAUGCUCUUUUUUGUUUCUGCUGAACCUCUCUGUUCUGCAGAAAUCUCUCUCAGCAGUAUGUGCAUGUACACGUGCAUUUUGUCCCCCUUAUUUGUGUGUUACAACAGUAACUUUUUAAACUGUCUUGUCAAAUCUUCAUUCAAUACCAAUUAAUUAAAAUGGAAGAAGUGCAUUUGAAA